This is a messenger RNA of Gadus morhua (Atlantic cod), 4143 nucleotides long. It is a transcript of the gene slc36a1, whose product is annotated as solute carrier family 36 member 1. The record is from RefSeq and is a predicted model, not a curated record. NCBI's taxonomy places the organism in Eukaryota, Metazoa, Chordata, Actinopteri, Gadiformes, Gadidae. The transcript has 12 exons. Gene Ontology annotation, cellular component: vacuolar membrane. Bases 292 to 1746 code for a protein of 484 amino acids. Gene Ontology annotation, molecular function: glycine transmembrane transporter activity; L-alanine transmembrane transporter activity; L-proline transmembrane transporter activity. Gene Ontology annotation, biological process: proton transmembrane transport; proline transmembrane transport; glycine transport.
CGUGAGUGCAGGAAAUAGCCUGUAGUCUGUAUAAGCAGCCCGACUGGAGAUAGGCGUACACUGUCUUUGCAUAAGCCGACAGGCAGGAAUAAAUGUACACACCACUGAAUCAAAGCGACACUUAAUCUUAAUUACAAUCACAUUUUUUAAACUGUUCAGCCUGAAGAAAACAGAUGAUGUUAAGAUUUUACCUCCAAGUUAGAUGGUGUCGACACGUGCAUCAGUCUAAGAUCCGGGAAACGAGUCAGCUCCCACCUAGCACCCUCGUGACCCCACCCCUGCCGGCUCAACAUGUACUCCACCGAGACUGAACACAAGCGCGAAGGUCCCAGUCUGCCCUCCAGCCCCACCGAAGCAAACCCUCUCCACCCCUCUCCACCGGUUCCUCCUGGACCCCCGAGGUCCCAGCGGCAGUAUGAGCGCAUCGGAGAAUCCACCGGAACCACGUUUAUCCAGACCCUGAUUCACCUGCUGAAGGGGAACAUCGGCACCGGCCUGCUGGGUCUGCCCCUGGCUGUGAAGAACGCCGGCCUGGUGCUGGGUCCAGUCAGUCUGCUGUGUAUGGGCAUCGUAGCGAUCCACUGUAUGAGGCUGCUAGUCAAGUGCUCCAACCGUCUUAGUGAGAGAGUAAACAGACCGUUCCUAAGCUACGGGGAAGCGGUGUUCACUGGGAUGGAGAACGUGUCCUGGCUGAGAAGACUUGCACCAUGGGGGAGAUGGAUGGUAAAUCUGUUCCUCAUCAUAACCCAGUUGGGUUUCUGCUGUGUGUACUUCGUCUUCCUCAGUGACAACAUCAAGCAGGUGGUGGAGGCAGCCAACGCCACCACCUGGGACUGCCAGGUGGACCACGCCAACCAGACGGCGCUGGCGGGGACUAGCUUUGACUCCCGUAUCUACAUGCUCUUCUUCCUGCCCGCCUUCAUCCUCCUCGUCUUCACCCCCAACCUCAAGUACAUGGCGCCCCUCUCUCUGCUGGCCAACCUGGUGAUGUGCUGCAGCCUGGUCUUGAUCUACUACUACUCCCUCACGAACAUCGAACUCCCAAUCAACUUGCCCUUGGUGGGAAAAGCCAAGGACUACCCGCUCUUCUUUGGCAUGGCAAUCUUUGCCUUCGAGGGCAUCGGAGUGGUCCUUCCCCUUGAGAACAAAAUGCAGAAGCCCGAGGGCUUCGGCAGGGUGCUGUACACUGGGAUGGGAGUGGUCACCUUCCUCUACAUCAGUCUGGGCACAGUGGGGUACCUGUGCUUCGGAGACACGAUCGCUGGCAGCAUCACCCUUAACCUCCCCAACUGCUGGAUGUACCAGAUCGUGAAGCUCCUCUACAGCUUUGGGAUCUUCAUCACCUUCGCCCUUCAGUUCUACGUGCCGGCGGAGAUCCUGAUCCCGCCCGUGGUCGACCGCGUCUCCGGCCAUCGUCGGAGGAUCGCCGUGGGCCUGCUCAUGCGGGCUUUGCUCGUUAUAUUUACCUGUUGCCUUGCGGUGCUGAUCCCAGAGCUGGACCUUGUGAUCUCAUUGGUUGGUUCGGUCAGCAGUAGCUUCCUGGCGCUCAUUUUCCCACCGUUACUGGAGAUGCUGACCUUCCAUACGGACGGGCUCUCACCAUUGGUGAUCACAAAGAACGUGAUCAUCAGCGGUGUGGGCCUGAUCGGGUUUGCCACAGGAACCUACAGCGCGAUCAUGGAGCUUAUCAUACGCAACAACCCCCCGCACAGCCAUAACCUCUCCCCCUCCUACAUGCUGCAGUAAACCAUGGCAUGGAAAGGGGUUUGAAAGGGUGGGGACCUUACAAACUCAAGCCAGCCAAUUUUAUUAGCCGGGUCACAACUCAUUUUAUCUGUUGGUUAUUGUGUACAAAACUGCUGGAUUUUUUUUUAAUUGUGGUGGUUUUAUUGCAUAGUUUAUGUUUUUUUUUUUUUUUUUAUCAUUUUAACGCUGUAAAACGACAUGAACUGGUCCCAGGUCCAAUAGUGCAAUGCUUAAAUGGAAAUGUUUCAUGCCAAAUACAUUAGCUAAAUAUAGAUUAUAAAUACAUUUCGAUGCAUUUAUUCUUUAGCAGUAUGAUUUGUUUUUAGUUACCUGACUUUUAAACUUUGUACUGUAACACAUGAGAGUCAAAAUGUGAUGUACCUCAAACAGUUCUAUCAUAACCCCAUAUUGGUCAUGCUAUGAACAUGACUAAUAUGGUAGUUUGAACUUUACAACUCAUAUCAAACUUUCUAUGUUUUGUUAAUACUGCAGACAAUUUUUGACCUUCCCCCCUCGUAUUUUCUUGUUGCACUUUGAAUCAAGUCCGUUUUCUUUUAUGGAGUGUCCUCUAUUCGUACGCAGGACAUCUUGUGUAAAAAACAGAAUCAAACAUGCUAAAGUAAAUUUAGUUUGAUGUUUUUAACUGAACAGUAAAGAAAUUAUCAAAGACUUUAUGUAUCAAGGCCGAUGAACACCAUAACAAAGAUGUAUUUUGUCAAAUUAAUUUGCCUUUGUAUGUUGAAUUGUUAUUUUUUUAACCCAAUUUGAUGGGUUCAUGUUUUUGUUUUAUUUCCAUUUGUUUUAAUGAAUUUUAAAACAUAACAAACCAAAUUUGCUAUCAAUUGUUGGUGUGGGCAUCAUUUGAACAGCAGUUAAUUUGUUUUUUAUCUCUGAUGUUGUGCUGCUGGACAGAAAUCGGAAGCUUACUAGCCUUCAUAGAGAAAGUGCCUCCAGUCAAACAUACACCUAGGUAGUAACUGCCAACGGCACUUAUUAAGGUUAGCCAACAUUUAUUAAGGUUAGAAGUUAGUUAUAAAUGUUUUAUGGUAGGCCUUUACAUUCUGCAUUCUCUGACAGUUUUUAAACCACACAAUACCAUUUAAAUCCAGGCUAAUUGAUGAUUCAGUACGGUAAUAGAAGCUGGAAGGUCAAGGAUGUGGUUUUUGUAUUAAAAGUGGGAACCUCUUUUCAAUGUAGAUCAACUGCUGAGUGCAUUACCAAGGAAGCUCCUCCCAUCCAUACUGGCUUGAACCUUUUGCUUUAAAUUGCAGUUGAAAAUAGUAUAAGUCAUUUUUUAUGUAGACAUAGUUGGUGUUAAUACUAAAUAGUUUAGUGUUCAGUAUAUUUUUGCAAUUUGAAUAGAAUGUAUUUCCUUUUUCUGUCAUGCACAGCAAUGUAGAGCAUAGGGUGAUCGCAUCCUAACGGAGCCUUUCACAUACCAAACCGGAAACAAAAACGGAAGCAAAACAAAGAAAAACUAAUCUUGCCACUAGGCUAAUAUAAGGUGCUAAAUAUAUUAAUAUAAUAUGUUUUUGACGUAAUUGAUAAAACAACAUGAUAUAAAACGAAUUCAUCGUUAAUUAAUUAUGUUAAAUCUUUGUGACAGACUUUAUGGCUUGUAAUCACACUCACACCUGGUGGUAAAAUAGGGUCCCGUUAUUAUCAUCAUGGAAACAAAAUGCUUCAAUUUAUUGGAAUCACAUGGCUGUGGCUCCUGGUUGUGGCGCUCAAACACCCCAUACCUCCACGGUGCUUUUGCCUCCACAUGAUCUGUCUUAAGGGCAGUGGUUUUCCUAUAAAGAAAACAUUUGCAUAUAAAAAAUCAGAUGACAUCUAAAGAAACUCCCUUGAUAAAACCGAAGCUUUUUUAUGUAUUCUCUCUCUCACUUUCUCUCGCAUAUUCAUUCUGACAAUCCCUACGUCCUUAACUUGGGGAAUACAUGCGUUGUUUAAUAGAGGGCAGAUUAUACUGUGCCAUAUAAGUAUUUGAGUUGAUUGAGGUUUUUGAAUCUUUCAAUGAUAUUCAAGUAAAGGCAACCAUUGAUUCAAUUUCAAGAGUAGAACUCAGUAUUAUGAAAUGUUUCUGUAAAAUAUACAAACUAUAAGAUAAUAAGCGAGGCUUCUUGCAUAUGUUUAAGCAAUAUCAACUGAAACUGUUUCUGCGUAGCCUUUUUUUGCUGCAAACACUUCACUGGCUGAAUGGGAUUGUGUUCAAAUAAAGAACCAUUUACGGUAAAUUAUUAUACAUACUUUUGUGGAUGACUUGUGACCAUCACUGUAUUUUCUCCACUAAUUUAUUUUGUACUACAUCGCACGUUCUAAUGUCCUGCACCUGAAGCAGUUAUUUGUUCAAUGUGCCGACACCAUUCGCAAGUUAAUAAACAUACAUCAAUUGCA